CUCUUCUUCUCUUUGGAAUCUAUCUAUCUUCUUCCACCCUUUACUUCCUCAAAAUAAUCCUCUUUUAUCCAUUUCUCACCUUCUCCUCGUUUAUCCCAAAAACUGUUCUUUUCCUCUCUUAUUACCUUUUUUUUUUGUUAAACUCUUAUCUAUACACCCAAAUCGAACAGUAUUCGAUAACCCCAGAUUGGCUUAAGGUUCUGUUUUUGAUUUGGUCGGGGCAGAAAAGUAAAGAAAACUAGGGGUUUAUUUUAAUAAUGGGAACUGGUACAGUUGUGUCUGGACGAGUAAGGAAAGAUCUCUCAAGAACGAAUCCAAAUGGGAAUAUUCCUCCUGAGAGUCGUUCUAAUUCACGUAAGAAGAAGAUCCAACGACGGAGCAAGAGAACCCUAAUCUCUCCGGUUCAGAAACUGGUCGAUACUUGUAAGAAAGUUUUCGCUAAUGCCAAAUCUGGAACCGUCCCUUCUCAAGAUAACAUUCAGAUGCUUCGAGCCGUUUUGGAUGAAAUCAAGCCUGAGGAUGUUGGUGUGAGUCCUAAGAUGCCGUAUUUUCGAUAUAAAGUGACGGGUCGAUCUCCGUUAGUGACGUAUCUUCACAUCUAUGCAUGUCAUAGCUUCUCGAUUGGCAUUUUCUGUUUACCAUCAUCUGGUGUAAUCCCUCUUCACAAUCACCCGGAGAUGACUGUUUUUAGUAAGCUCUUGUUUGGUACAAUGCACAUCAAAUCUUAUGAUUGGGUUGCUGAUUCUCCCCAGCCGAGUUCGGAUACUCGUUUGGCAAAAGUGAAAGUUGAUUCGGAUUUUACUGCACCUUGUGACACUUCCAUACUCUAUCCAGCCGAUGGAGGGAAUAUGCAUUGCUUCACCGCGAAAACAGCUUGCGCGGUUCUUGAUGUUCUUGGUCCUCCUUACUUUGAUCCAGCAGGACGUCAUUGUACUUACUAUUUCGAUCUUCCUUUCUCCAGUUUCUCAGUUGAUGGAGUCGCGGUUGCUGAAGAGGAGAAAGAAGGUUAUGAGUGGUUGAAGGAGAGGGAAGAGGAGCCAGAGGAUUUGACGGUUACAGCGAUGAUGUAUAGUGGACCAACCAUAAAAGAAUGAAUGUAAAAAAAAAAACAAAAAAAAGAAUGGAAGCAUAGCAAAAACAAGUACACACAAGGACACAUCUGUUUGUGUUUUCUUUUUGUGUUUUAUUGAUUUCUUCUGUUGGUUUUUUUGGUUGUAUAUAUAAAAAAAAAAAAGAGGUCUUUGAAAGUACACACAAGGACAAAUCUAGUAUCUAUGUAACGGAGAAGAACAAGUACACACACUUUUGUCGGAA
Molecule: messenger RNA, 1314 nt
Organism: Camelina sativa (false flax)
Lineage: Eukaryota; Viridiplantae; Streptophyta; Magnoliopsida; Brassicales; Brassicaceae
Product: plant cysteine oxidase 2
Molecular function (GO): oxidoreductase activity, acting on single donors with incorporation of molecular oxygen, incorporation of two atoms of oxygen
Source: RefSeq, a predicted model, not a curated record